GCCUGGGCUAUUGUAACCGGCUUAACAGAUGGCAUUGGCCUCAACUAUGUCCGCGAGCUUGCCGAACUCGGCUUCAACAUCGUUGUCCACGGCCGAAAUGCCAAGAAACUGGACCAGGUGCAUCACGAUCUCAAAUACUCAUACCCUCACCUUCAAUUCCGAGCCCUGCUCCUCGAAGCCUCGACUUCAGACUUAAAGAGUGUCAACGCAGCGGUUGACGGAAUCCGAGAUCUGCAUGUCACGGUCUUGAUCAACAAUGUCGGCACGGCAGCCAAGAACGACGGUCCAUUUCUGGAACCCUUUGUCCAGACCUCAGCUGAAGAUGUUGAUUUGUUGAUCAACGUCAACGCGAGAUUCCCGAUGCAGUUCACGCGUGCUGUACUCCCUCUUUUGUUGGCUCACGGUGGACCGGCUUUGAUUAUGACGCUGGGUAGUAUGACCGAGUAUGGAAUCCCGUAUCUGCUAUCCUACUCUUGUCUGAAGAGCUUUGAUCUGGCGUUCUCGCGUGCGUUG
Molecule: messenger RNA, 513 nt
Organism: Mollisia scopiformis
Lineage: Eukaryota; Fungi; Ascomycota; Leotiomycetes; Helotiales; Mollisiaceae
Product: NAD(P)-binding protein
Exons: 1
Cellular component (GO): endoplasmic reticulum
Molecular function (GO): oxidoreductase activity
Source: RefSeq, a predicted model, not a curated record